Messenger RNA from Juglans regia (Persian walnut), 672 nucleotides. RefSeq lists its product as uncharacterized. The transcript has a single exon. NCBI's taxonomy places the organism in Eukaryota, Viridiplantae, Streptophyta, Magnoliopsida, Fagales, Juglandaceae. The record is from RefSeq and is a predicted model, not a curated record. The coding region runs from base 1 to 672 and encodes 223 amino acids.
AUGGCUUUACUAAUACAUGUUGAUGAUGUUAUAAAUGCUUCUGAUAGUAUUGAGCACAUAGCUACUGUAAAGAAAUUCCUACAUGAUUCCUUUAUCAUCAAAGACCUAGGUGAGUUGAAAUAUUUAUUGGGUAUUGAAGUGGCUAGAUCAGCCAAGGGCAUUACUUUAUGUCAAAGAAAGUAUGUCUCGACAUUCUACAAGACAGUGGCUUCUCUGGUUGCAAACCAGUGGCUUUUCCUAUGGAGCCAGCUCACUACAAAUGAUUCUUCUCCACCUUUAUUUGAUCCCACAUCUUACAGAAGGCUUGUUGGCAGACUACUCUACCUCACAAUCACAAGACCCGAUCUGGCUUAUUCAGUACAAGCACUUAGUCAGUUUAUGUCUAAUCCUAGCACCAUGCAUCUUCAAGCUAUUGAAAGAGUUCUUCAAUACAUAAAGGCUACACCAAGCCAAGGAAUUUUUCUAGCUGUAGCAUCUUCCUUGCACCUAAGGGCUUACUCAGACAAUGAUUGGGGGGGUUGUCUUGACACUAAAAGAAGUGUCACUGGAUUUACAAUUUUCAUAGGAGACUCUCUUAUAUCUUGGAAGUUAAAGAAGCAACCUACUAUUAGUAGAUCAUCUACAAAAUCUGAAUAUAGAGCCCUAGCUUCUACAACUUGUGAACUUCAAUAG